Messenger RNA from Cebus imitator (Panamanian white-faced capuchin), 523 nucleotides. It is a transcript of the gene GNGT1, whose product is annotated as G protein subunit gamma transducin 1. The transcript has 3 exons. Gene Ontology annotation, cellular component: heterotrimeric G-protein complex. Lineage: Eukaryota; Metazoa; Chordata; Mammalia; Primates; Cebidae. The coding region runs from base 144 to 368 and encodes 74 amino acids. The record is from RefSeq and is a predicted model, not a curated record. Gene Ontology annotation, biological process: G protein-coupled receptor signaling pathway. Gene Ontology annotation, molecular function: G-protein beta-subunit binding.
UAUUAGUGAAGAUUAGGAAGAAGCUUUAAAAUCCCAAGGCUAGUGUGCACUGCCAGAAUUGUUAAGAGAGAGAGCUCAUGAGAAAUUGGUUAUCGUGGAAUCUUUAAAAUAAAACAAAGAACAGUUUACUUUCAGGCCAAAAGAUGCCAGUAAUCAAUAUUGAGGACCUGACAGAGAAGGACAAAUUAAAGAUGGAAGUUGACCAGCUCAAGAAAGAAGUGACACUGGAAAGAAUGCUAGUAUCCAAAUGUUGUGAAGAAGUAAGAGAUUACAUUGAAGAACGAUCUGGCGAGGAUCCACUGGUAAAGGGGGUCCCAGAGGAAAAAAAUCCCUUCAAGGAGCUCAAAGGAGGUUGCGUGAUUUCAUAAUACAAAAAAAAAAAAAAAAAAAAAAUCCUUGGGAAUAUCUCAAAUGUUAAUGACAAUUAUGGAUUUUUCUCAUAUGUGAUACUAUUACUAAGCACGUAUAUGAUUUUUAAAUUUAUAGAUGCAAGCUUUUAAUAAAAAUUGGAAUGAGGUAACCC